CUACCUUAUGCGCCAACCACAGAUGAAUCACUCUAAUAUCCCUCGCAUCCAAACUGCUAACAUCCAUUCUACUGCGCAGGCUAACACUGAUUCGAGAACUGCACUCCCAUGAGGAACAGGCUGGUUCCCGUUUCGGUCCAUGGUGUGUGCACCACACGCUCCGCCAACUCCUCAAGCGGUGCCACCUUUACCACCAGUCUACCAUUGUUCCCUAGUUUGGACACCCCAGCUGCAUUCGACUCGGUCGUCUGGCCUGCUCUAUGGUGUUGUCUGCAAAGUAAUAUGGUACCCGGACAGUAUACCACCAUACUUCGGGCUGUAUACAACUAUGUCUCUGGCAGAGUGUGUGCUUAGGGUAAGCUCUCGUCACCUCUCAUCAUCACUAGCGAUGUGGACAGGUAUGCUUCAUAUCCCCGUUUCUCUUCAACUUUGCGAUUGCGGAUGUCCUAUUAAGCGCUUCGGAAGGUCUCCAG
This is a messenger RNA of Dicrocoelium dendriticum, 473 nucleotides long. NCBI's taxonomy places the organism in Eukaryota, Metazoa, Platyhelminthes, Trematoda, Plagiorchiida, Dicrocoeliidae. The record is from the annotation of a GenBank genome assembly.